AUGUCCGAAACUGAGUCUAUUUCUGAGUUCUAUGAGAGAGUUGAGAUGAUCACAAAUGAAGCCAUGAGUCUAGGUCAACCCAUUGAAGAGCUUCUUGUUGUUCAGAAAAUUCUUCGUGUUCUACCAUCUAGGUUUAGAGCAAAGAAAACCGCAAUCAUGGAGGUCCAAAAUUUAAAUGAAAUUAAGCUUGGCAAGCUUGUAGGAAAAUUGAAAACCUAUGAGAUGGAAUUGAAUAUGGAAGAAAAUGACUCCAAAAAAUCAAAAAAUGUUGCACUUCAAGGAGUGCAUGUUUCCUCUCUGAAAGGUGGUGAAAAUCCUCAGGAUAAGGGAAAGUUUGCUAGAGAGGGCAGCUCUGGUAGUGAGAAACAGUUUAGACCAUCAACUGAUCGGUUUAAUGAGAGGAAUAAGGAUGUCAAACCUUUCACGAAAGAUUUUAGAAAAUCUGUCAAGUGCUUCACAUGUGGAGGCAUUGGACACUAUGCUGCUGACUGUGCAAACAAUCAGAAAAAAUACUCCAAAGGAAAGGACAAGGCCAUGAAAGUGAGCUGGAGUGAGAGUGAAAGUGAAGGGUCUCAAGAGGAUUCAUCUUCCUCUGAUGAUGAUGACCAACAUGUUGCCUUUGUUGCCUCUGUGCAGCCCAUGUCUGAUGAAUCUGAUUCUGAGUCAGAUGACCUGUCAUACGAGUCAUUAGGAAGAAAAUAUGAUUGUUUGUUUAAAGAGACCUUGUCCUUGAAAGAAGAGAGCCUCAAACUUGAGGCAAAUAAACCAAGAUCUUCAACAUGA
Prunus armeniaca (apricot) is the source of this 783-nucleotide messenger RNA. Lineage: Eukaryota; Viridiplantae; Streptophyta; Magnoliopsida; Rosales; Rosaceae. The record is from the annotation of a GenBank genome assembly.